Messenger RNA from Gavialis gangeticus (Gharial), 4661 nucleotides. It is a transcript of the gene SSH2, whose product is annotated as slingshot protein phosphatase 2. The record is from RefSeq and is a predicted model, not a curated record. Gene Ontology annotation, biological process: actin cytoskeleton organization; negative regulation of actin filament polymerization; protein dephosphorylation. Gene Ontology annotation, cellular component: cytoplasm. Gene Ontology annotation, molecular function: protein tyrosine/serine/threonine phosphatase activity; actin binding. NCBI's taxonomy places the organism in Eukaryota, Metazoa, Chordata, Crocodylia, Gavialidae. Bases 89 to 4186 code for a protein of 1365 amino acids. The transcript is spliced from 15 exons.
UCCCCGUGUGUCUGCAGCAGGCCUCAGGAGUAAGAAGUGCUCAGGCUUCAUGCUCUUCAAGGCUGUCAGAAGGCCAUGACACAACAGCAUGCCGAAACCUGGAGUGACAGGAGAGUUCGAGGAGGCGGACAGUGGGGAAGAGGAGUGCCGGUCCCAACCCAGAAGCAUCAGCGAGAGCUUCCUUACAGUGAAAGGGGCCGCACUCUUCCUGCCGAGAGGAAAUGGGUCUUCUCCUCCCAGGAUCAGCCACAGGCGCAACAAGCAUGCAGGAGACCUCCAGCAGCACCUGCAGGCCAUGUUCAUCCUGCUCCGGCCCGAGGACAACAUCCGCCUGGCUGUAAGACUGGAAAGCACGUACCAGAACCGCACUCGAUACAUGGUGGUGGUGUCCACCAACGGCCGGCAAGACACCGAGGAAAGCAUUGUCCUAGGAAUGGAUUUCUCUUCCAAUGACAGUAGUACUUGUACCAUGGGCCUGGUGCUGCCACUGUGGAGCGAUACCCUUAUCCACUUGGACGGGGAUGGCGGGUUCAGCGUCUCGACGGAUAACAGGGUUCACAUAUUCAAGCCAGUGUCCGUGCAGGCCAUGUGGUCUGCUCUGCAGAGUUUGCACAAGGCCUGUGAGGUGGCCCGAAGCAACAACUACUAUCCCGGCAGCCUCUUCCUCACCUGGGUCAGCUACUAUGAGAGCCACAUCAACUCCGACCAGUCGUCUGUCAAUGAGUGGAAUGCCAUGCAAGAUGUGCAGUCCCACCGCCCCGACUCGCCCGCCCUCUUCACGGACGUCCCCACGGAGCGUGAGCGCACAGAGCGGCUGAUUAAGACCAAGCUAAGGGAGAUCAUGAUGCAGAAGGACUUGGAGAACAUCACAUCCAAAGAGAUCCGCACUGAACUGGAGAUGCAGAUGGUGUGCAACCUCCGGGAGUUCAAGGAGUUCAUCGACAAUGAGAUGAUUGUGAUCCUCGGGCAGAUGGACAGCCCCACGCAGAUCUUCGACCACGUCUUUCUGGGCUCUGAGUGGAACGCCUCCAACCUGGAAGACUUGCAGAACAGAGGGGUGCGGUACAUUCUGAACGUCACUCGAGAAAUCGACAACUUCUUCCCGGGGCUCUUCGAGUACCACAACAUCCGGGUGUACGACGAGGAGGCGACGGACCUGCUGGCCUAUUGGAACGACACUUACAAGUUCAUCUCCAAAGCAAAGAAGAAUGGCUCUAAAUGCCUGGUGCACUGCAAGAUGGGGGUGAGCAGGUCGGCUUCCACAGUGAUCGCCUAUGCCAUGAAGGAGUACGGCUGGAACCUGGACCGGGCCUACGACUAUGUGAAGGAGCGCCGUACGGUCACCAAGCCCAACCCCAGCUUCAUGAGGCAGCUGGAGGAGUACCAGGGGAUCCUGCUGGCCAGCAAGCAGCGGCACAACAAGCUCUGGCGCUCGCACUCGGACAGCGACCUCUCCGACCACCACGAACCCAUCUGCAAACCUGGGAUGGAGCUGAACAAGAAGGAGAUCACCACCUCCGCCGACCGCAUCUCUGAGGCCAAGCCCAGCGACAGCCGCCCACCGGCAUCCCCUGCCUACGCGGCUGAGCUGAGCACGGAGCGCCGGCUCCAGGGGGAUGCGGCUGUGAUUGAUGAGCUGUGCACCAAGGAAAGGAGGAUCCAUCUGGAGUUCACGUCCAGAGACUUCCACGCUGAGCAGAUCGAGGAUGAGCUGAACCUGAACAACAUCAACGGGUGCUCAGCCGGCUGCUGCCUCGACGAAUCCAAGUGCCCCCUGGAUAACUGCCAUGCUUCCGAGGCCUUGAUGCAGCUCAACCAGCCCCUGGAGAUAGCCACGGACUUCCCCGACCUGACAGUGGAUGACCUGGAGAAAGAUGCCCUUAAGCCAGACAUGAACGUGCACUUGGUCCCCAUGGAAGAACUUGCUGCCCGGCUAAAAGACCUCCCCAGGUCGCCCGACCAGGAUUCCCCGAGCCCACAGCUUCAUUCCCAGCCCGAAGCUGCUGAUUUCAGCACGGACCGGAUCGACUUCUUCAGCGCCCUGGAGAAAUUUGUGGAGCUCUCCCAAGAGAGCCAGUCUCGCUCCUGUUCCCACUCGAGGCCGGAAGAGCAGGGCAGCGGGAGGAACGGGGUCAUGAAGGGAUCAGUGCUGGAGGUGCCGCCUGCAGUGGAGACGGGCAUUGCGGUUCAGAGAACCGGCUCCUUGGGCAACUCCCCUCAAGCGUCGGAAGAUUCUUCCACGGAUGAGGAGCAAGCAAAGGAAGUCUCGGAGCUGCCUGGCACGGGCCCCCUCACGCGAUCCCACUCGGAAAACUCAAUAUCCGUGAAGGAGAUCAUCACGGAAAUCGAGUCCAUCCACCAGGGCGUGGGGCCGGGCCUGCAGAAGACGGAUGGUGCUGCUGGCCACACCCUGGCGGCGCCCAAGAGGAACACAGUCCACGAGCUGCCAGCUGAGGCAGCCUGGCCAUCCGAACACAAGCCUGGCAAGGCCGAGCCAGGCGAUGGCAUUUGCACGGCCCAGCAGGAGAAGGCAAGAGAGCCUCUGCAAGCAGAGGAGGACGGGGCUGACCCAGAGGAGAGCAGCCCAGCAGAGGACCAGCAGGAGCUGCAGGGAGAAGGCGUUGCCCUGGCGCCCAAGUGGUGCCCAGGCUCGGUGCGACGUGCCACGCUGGAGUUCGAGGAGCGCCUGAGGCAGGAGCAGGAGCAGCAGCACGGAGCGCCUGGGGGCCUGCUGCCCACCCGCAAGAACUCCCGCAACGACCCUGCCACCACCGAGCCCGCGCCCCGCGGCAGGAGCGAGGAGCCGUCUCACGAGCCGGUCCCAACCCACGGGGAGGGCGACAGCCACCAAGCCAGGCCCGGGAGCCCUGAACCCCCUGUUGGCACGUGCCCCGUUGUGGAGCCCCUGCCCGCGGAGCUUGGCAUGGAGCAGGAGGGGCCAGUGCGGGAGCACCGGACGGUCGUGCUGCUGGAGAGCUCCGCUGUGCCGGCCCUGCCUGGCCCCCUCCCCAAGAGGAUCGAGAUCAUCGAGUACGCACAGGCGUCUGAGCUGCUGGGCCCCCACGAGUGUGAUGCCGGCUGUGGGCAGGGUGGCACAGGGCCAGGCACAGCCACCCUGGAGCUGCCACCGCUGGAUGAAAACCUGAACCCCUCGGCGUGCAUGGGGACAGCCGCCGUGUGCCCGCAAUCUCUGCCACUGCAGCACCCUCCCACACCCGGACCCACGGCAGCCCAGCAGGCCACCUCCACCCCAGGCAGCCCUGAGCAGGGCUGUGGUGGGACACCGAUGCUUCUGGGUGCCACCUCCCCCCUUGGCCAGGCGAUACCCUCACCCUCGGCAGACCCCGAGUGCCUGAGCCCGUUUCACCUGGAGGGCGUCACGGAGCAGAGCACAAGCACGGACGAUGAGCCGCCCACACCUUGCAGCGCCGGUGGGGGUGGGCAGCUCCUAUGCGGGGGCAGCUGCAGUGCCUUGAUGCUGUUGAGCCACGAGGACCUGACUGUGCUCGGCCGCCUUGCCGGGGGCCAGACGGAGGCUUGCGAAGGCUGGGACUUCUUCCUCUGCUCCAGCCUCCCGCACAGCUCCAGCAGCCGCAGCGUGGAGGGCCGCAGCAGCCACCCCAGCCUGGUCCAGCUGCGCGCCACAGAGCUCGAGGCACGCAUGCGGCGCGCGGGGCUCACAGCGCCAUCCCACAUGAAGCGCUCGGCCUCCCUGGCCAAGCUGGACUGCCUGGACCUCUCGAAAGACGACUUAGCCGAGAGGGAGCGCGCCCCCUCUGAGUCCUGUCCCCACCUGCUGCCCGUGGGCAGCCCGCCUGGAAGGCUCUGCACAUCUUCCUCCUCACUGCCGGGCCUCGCCGAUCCAAAGCCCACGAAGCAUUUUGUAGAGCAGCUUAAAACAACUGAGUGCAUUGCCCAGAGCAAGCCGGUGGCGCGGCCCCUCGUGCAGUAUGCCAAAGAGUUUCGGGUGGGUCCACCGGGCCCGGUCCCUGGUGCGCCACCUCUAUUGACUCACUCCGAAGAGGCACUUCCGCUGCUCUGGGCGCCGGGGCCGGACUCGCCGUGCCCGGCUGUGAAGCUGGCCAUGGCGCCACGGCAGCAGCACGGCAGAACUCACCCCCUGCGGAGACUCAAAAAGCCUAGUGACAAAAAGCGGACGCCCAAUCCUCUCUAUAACACCAUGUGAACCCGAGCCCUGCGCCGUGACCCCCUCACCCCCCCACGUCGUCGCGCUCGUCCCAGGGGCAGGUGUAAUAUAUAAGGAACAUGCACUUUAUUGGUUAAUUUUAUAGUCAUUUUACUGUUCCUGACGCAUGUAGGUUUGGGUUGUGUUUCUCUGUGUGUGACUCCGACUGCAAGGCCGUGGGUUGUUUUUUAAUUUUUUUUUUUUUUUUUUUAAACUCCGAUAACCUCAGACGUGCUCUUUGUUUUAAAAGAACACCCCAGCCAGGCGGAAAUCACGGCGGCAGCCCCCUCAUCCCUGCCAAGCUAAACCCACCCCCAUUGCCUUUCCCUUGCACCACGGCAGCUGCCCGAGCGGGUGCUGCACUCGGAUGCAGCGUUACCCCAUGGCUGACCCCACAUAAGCAAACUGGAACUCGCUGACCGCGGCGGCCGUGGGCCGAGCUGCUUUGGCACGAGCCCGCAGGACGGGUCUGGCC